GCGACCGUGAGGAAGCCGUGAACGCCGCCGACCGUCUGCACGCCUCGCUCCGUCUGCCAUGGCUGGCUGAGGAAGCCUCCGGCUCGCCGCGGCGCGCGGGGAGGGACGGGAGGGGAGCGGCGGCCGGGCGUGCGGCCGAGGGAGGGGCGGCGGCGCGAGCUGCGGCGGCGGCGGUUCCAGCAUGAAGAGGAGAACUGGCCUGGGGGGCAGCAUGAGGUCAGUGGUGGGCUUCUUGUCCCAGCGGGGCUUGCAUGGGGACCCCCUGCUCACUCAGGACUUUCAGAGGAGACGCCUGCGGGGCUGCAGAAACCUCUACAAGAAGGACCUUCUCGGCCACUUCGGCUGUGUCAAUGCCAUUGAAUUCUCCAACAAUGGAGGCCAGUGGCUGGUCUCAGGUAAAUCAACCCACUUCCUUCCCCUCCCCACGCCUCCCGGGCCCCUUCCAGCUGCCCCUUGCCCUUCCCCGCCAUCCUCCUGCUGCCCUGUGUCCCCACCCCCCGCCCUUCCCAACCCCUUCCCAGCGCGACAGGCAGCUGAAUCGAUAGCCUAUUGCUCCGGGGGAGGCCCGGGCCGGAGCGGCGGCGGCGGCGCCUGCGUACGCCGCGGUCGGGGGUCCCUGGCGGCCGCCCGCUCCUCCCCGGGGUCGUGGCCCCGGGUGAGGGCGGGUGCGGCUGGGCUCUCGCCUGGGAAGGGGCGGCUCCCAGGAACCCCGCUGCGCUGCGAAGGGCCUAGACCAGUUCGGGCGUUCCUGCUUGCCUCCUUCCUGCACUCCUUUUCCUACGCUGGGAAGGUUGAAGGGGAGCCCAGCCCUGGACGUGGCGCUCGACUUCAUCCAGGUGGAUGUCCGAAUGGCUUUCUAAUUUGCGCCAUUGGGCAGCUUUCCAGAAACUUCGGCUUUUAUGGCAAAGCAUCUGUCUUCCUCGCAAGAACUAUGAAAUGUCUGUCUUUUUCCUUUGUAGGAAAUGAUGAGCAAGUUAUCCUCCAUGAUGUUGAAAGCAGUGAGACCCUGGAUGUGUUUGCUCAUGAAGAUGCAGUAUAUGGCUUGUCAGUGAGCCCAGUGAAUGACAACAUUUUUGCCAGUUCUUCAGAUGAUGGCCGGGUUCUCAUUUGGGACAUCCGGGAGUCUCCCCAUGGAGAGCCCUUCUGCCUGGCAAACUACCCAUCAGCCUUUCACAGUGUCAUGUUUAACCCUGUGGAGCCCCGGUUAUUGGCCACAGCCAAUUCAAAGGAAGGAGUGGGACUGUGGGACAUUAGAAAGCCUCAAAGUUCUCUCCUGCGCUAUGGUGGCAACCUGUCUCUCCAAAGUGCCAUGAGUGUUCGAUUCAACAGCAAUGGCACCCAACUCCUGGCCCUGCGGCGCCGCCUGCCCCCUGUCCUCUAUGACAUCCACUCCCGCCUGCCAGUGUUCCAGUUUGACAAUCAGGGUUACUUCAACUCAUGCACUAUGAAGAGCUGCUGUUUUGCAGGGGAUCGUGACCAGUACAUCCUUUCAGGCUCUGAUGACUUUAACCUAUACAUGUGGAAGAUCCCUGCAGAUCCAGAAGCAGGUGGCAUUGGCAGGGUGGUCAAUGGAGCCUUCAUGGUGCUGAAAGGGCAUCGGUCCAUUGUUAACCAGGUUCGGUUUAACCCCCACACCUACAUGAUCUGCUCUUCUGGUGUAGAAAAGAUUAUCAAGAUCUGGAGCCCGUACAAGCAGCCAGGAUGCACAGGAGACCUCGAUGGUCGGAUUGAAGAUGAUUCCCGAUGCCUCUACACCCAUGAAGAGUACAUCAGCCUUGUAUUGAACAGUGGGAGUGGCCUGUCCCACGACUAUGCUAACCAGUCAGUCCAGGAAGACCCCCGGAUGAUGGCUUUCUUUGACUCUUUGGUGCGGCGCGAGAUCGAGGGCUGGAGCUCCGACUCAGACAGUGACCUGAGCGAGAGCACUAUCCUUCAGCUGCAUGCGGGAGUCAGUGAGCGCUCCGGCUACACUGACUCUGAAUCCUCAGCCUCACUGCCCCGCUCCCCACCUCCGACGAUAGAUGAGUCUGCCGACAACGCCUUCCACCUGGGGCCCCUGCGUGUCACCACCACAAGUGCAGUAGGGUCAACCCCAGCAACACCAACAUGUGAGGAUGCAGCCUCUCGACAGCAGCGCCUGUCUGCUCUGCGUCGCUAUCAGGACAAGCGCCUCCUGGCCCUGUCCAACGAGUCUGAUUCUGAAGAGAAUGCCUGUGAGGCUGAAAUGGACACAGACCUCUUUCCUCGGCCACGGUCGCCCAGCCCUGAGGAUGGAUCCAGCAGUUCCAGCAGCUCCAGCAGCUCGGAGGAUGAAGAGGAACUGAACCAACGCCGAGCCACCACCCGACAGCGAAAUGCAAUGCGGAGGCGACAGAAGACAUCCCGGGAAGAGCGGCCCAACGCUCCAGUCAAGCCCACGAACACCUACAUUGGAGAGGACAAUUAUGACUACCCCCAGAUCAAAGUGGAUGACCUCUCCUCCUCCCCAGACUCUUCCCCCGAGCGGAGUGCUUCCACUCUGGAUAUUCAGCCAAGCCGGGCACCACCGGCUGCCAACAUGGAAUCAGUUGAGCGAAAGAUUUAUAAAGCUUACAAAUGGCUCCGAUACUCCUAUAUCUCUUACUCGAAUAACAAAGAUGGAGAAACCUCCUUAGUGACAGAGGAGGCAGAUGAAGGAAGAGCAGGAACCAGCCACAAAGACAACCCAACUCCUUCUUCCAGUAAGGAAGCCUGUCUAACAGAUACAACCCAGAGGAACCAGGAACUGCUCUCUGAAGGCUGCAGCAAAGAUGCCUGUAAAGAAGGGACUUCCACUAGAAACCCCAGCAGUGGCGCCAGCCAUGAGCACAGCAACCAUCCUUGGGCAGAGGUGCCAGAGGACACCUCUCAGGACACUAACAACAGUGGCCCUCUAGAACAUGCUUUUGAAACCAGGAAGCUUAAUGGAAAGGCCCUGAGCAGUCGGGCUGAGGAGCCACCCUCUCCUCCGGUCCCCAAGGCAUCUGGCUCCACUCUCAACAGUGUAUCUGGCAGCUGUCCCAGGACCCAGUCUGAUGACAAUGAGGAGAGGAGCCUUGAAACCCUCUGUGCCAACCACAACAAUGGACGCUUGCACCCCCGACCCCUUCAUCCCCACAACAAUGGGCAGAACUCUGGGGAGCUGGAGACAGGGGCCUACUCUUCCCCAGGACACCCAGACACUGACCAUGACAACCCAUCCCUGACAGGAACACUUCUACACAAAGAUUGUUGUGGGGCUGAAAUGACCUGUGAGACCCCAAGUGCUGGAAUGAGAGAGGACCCCACUGACCCCUCAGCCAUGGACAGCAGCAAGGUUGUUCAUGGCCACAGUGCCCUCAAAAGGCACCGAAUUGAAUUGGAAGACACAGAUUCAGAGAAUUCCUCCUCAGAGAAGAAAUUUAAAACAUGAUAAAUACAAAGGGAAAACAAAAAGCUACAAAAAGUAGCCUUACAAAAUAGUUUUUCUUGUUUAGUGAACACAGAGGAAAGGAAAAAGUAUUAAAGGCACAUAAACCGGGGGCCUGAACCGUGUCUGCUGCUGCUCCCUUCUGUUCAUCACUCACCAGUGGGUCAGAAUGUCUUCCUGGCAACUGCCUCGUGCUCUGCUGAGAGGGGGAGACUCCUAAUGGCCCUUCUCUAGUGAGGUGUGAGCAUAGCAGUCCUGUGCAGGUUCUGUGACAACGGGCCCUUCUUGGGACAUUAGGCUUUGUGUGUGUGUGUGUGUGUGUGUGUGUGUGUGUGUGUGUGUGUGUGUACAUGCCCACUGCACAUGUGGGCUUGUUGUCUAGGAUACCUUUUAGCUGUCCAUCAGCAAAGACGUGUGGGUCUGUAGCUUUUGCCAUCUCACUUGUUCACUGUUCACAUGACAUGGUGUCCUGGUCCUAACGAAGAGUGUCUCUUAGGUCAGAUUGUGCUGCAGUGUAUUGUAGAUUUAUGCUAGCAGAAAGGGGGGCCGAAUGGAAAGAGGCCUGCUUUCAGUUAAUUGGUUGUGCUGAAGAGGAAAACAUGGCUCCUUUCUUAAAUGCUCCAUGUUUUCUCCAUUAACACAUCACUGAGCAUUCACCGUGGCUCUGAGUAGAACAUUGUCCAUGCUAACGAGAGGUUGACGCUAGGUUGACAUUCUGAUGAUGUCGCUGUUUGCAGAAGGGGUAGAGCUACAUUCUGUGCUGUGAGGUGCCAUCCAGUGACUAGUGGAUAACACACUUUAAUCAUCUAGGUGCUGGGUUUCUAAGAGGCACUCAAGGCCGGCAGGUGCUUCCUUGGCUCCAGGUAGGGGAGUCCAGGCGUACUGAAAGAAGCAAGGACCGCUUGGGAGACCUCUUCACUUUAAUAAAAUGGCUGGUGGAGGAAAGCUAAUGAGUUGUAGUGCAGAGCAGACCAGGUGGUACUUAUUUUACUCCAGCGCUAAUCUGUCAGCCAUUGGGUCUGGCACCUUCCCUCAGGCUUGGAGUUGUCAGAGGCUGUGGGGUUCUACCUGAGCUUUGCAGGGUGGUAACAUCUCUUAGGAGACAGAGAGUAUGGAGUGACAAAUCUCCUGAGUCCCGGAAGACAGUGUGUUCUGUUGAAGUAGAUAACAGUGGAGAGAAGAAAAUAUCAAAUCUCCAGUGUGUAAUGGUGAUUGUAGUCCCUGAAGGGUUGUGCAAGACAAGAAGACCUAAGGAUGCCCAGAAGUCUUGUUGGUAUAGGUGUUAAAAGCAGGAGGAAGAGAGAAUGGUGGAACUGUGGAUGCAAAGGUGCUAGACAGCUGGAGGCUGGCCGGAACUGGCAUUGGGAGGACUUAGCACAAGGCAGCUGUGUCCUUACUGACCCAGCAUCCCUUUCUGAGGAGGACCUGUCCUAUUGGAAUGGAGCCAAGAGAAGACCACCUGUGGAGGCUGAAGAAUGGAUGGCUGUCAGUUUUGGGAGCCAGGGCUCUUAUAAAAGGAAGGUGGUUGGUAAGAACCAGGAGGCCAUGUCAUCUUUCUGAGCUUUGCAGAAGGGAGAUGUGCCUAGUAUCUGUGUGAUGUAGCUGAGGUGUGGACGCACGGUUUGAGAAGGAGAGGAAGGUGCCUGAGUAGGGCGGGAUGCAUAGUCAGCAGCUGGACUCUUCCUGGGGAGGGACAGUGAUUCUGUAACCAACGCUAGAAUUACUUUAGAUUUGUAAUCAAAAUGGUUCUAUGAUUUCUCUUUUGACUAUUCACAAAUAAUUGUAAAUUCUGGUUUUAUAAGCCCAAGUCAUUUUACAUUUGCUUUUCCAAAAUUAUUAAAUUGGAAUUUUUAAUUCUUUAUAUACAAAAAAAAGUUAUAACCACUCAGUGUGUGUCUCUCUUCCCCUUAGUUCAGCAUACCUGGUUCUUCUAUUCUGUUUUACACAAUAUCUUCCUGGAGGAAAAAGAAAACAAAAUUAGCUAUUAAUUAGUUUCCAAGUGCCAACUGUAGUCUUUAAUGCUAAAAGCUGUCUAUCUCAUUUGGGUACUCAAAUAACAUUCAAAAAAGAGUUCAUUUAGUUUGUAACUGUAGACACUGAGAAAGGUCAUCCUUUGAGGGUGCUUUCCAUCCUUGGGAGAGACUUCCAGCACCAUAGGUUUGAGUUGUCAGGAUGUGGGCCCCAAAAUACCCACCAGAGGUGGAGAGAAAGGGAUGCUUCUUUUAGCCACUCCACACUCGUUUCCAGAGGUCCAGGAACUACUUCAAAGGUCCCUUUGCCUAAAGCAUUGUAGAAUCCAGGCCUCCCAUAUUGAAAACAUAGUUUAAUCCCCAAAUUCUUCCGUGACAGUGUUUUUCCUAGCAGGCGAGGGCACUGAUCAGGCUAAGAACUCCUGGAAGUGCCUCUUAAGGACUUUUUUUCCUGCACCGUGUACAUAUGUUUUAAGUGGCAGGUCCAGGUAGUGAAACUGUUUCUCAUCCCUUUAUUUCUCACCUGGUUUUGUAAAUGAUUCUCAACCGAUAAAUGAGUUCAAUGAGUUGUUGGCUUGAGGCAAAUGAAGUUUGCAACUGUGCUGAUUUAAUAGGAGUCUUGUGUUGUCUGUCAAGGUGCCUUCCUCUGCUGAAGCCUUACCUCCUCUCAGCCCUGCCUCUUCUCACCCAGCAACGCUGACUCUCUGUGUAUAUGCAAAUAAACCUAUUAAUCACUUCU
Molecule: messenger RNA, 6136 nt
Organism: Psammomys obesus (fat sand rat)
Lineage: Eukaryota; Metazoa; Chordata; Mammalia; Rodentia; Muridae
Gene: Dcaf5
Product: DDB1 and CUL4 associated factor 5
Exons: 9
Coding region: 182-3430 (1082 amino acids)
Biological process (GO): negative regulation of fatty acid biosynthetic process
Cellular component (GO): Cul4-RING E3 ubiquitin ligase complex; cytoplasm
Molecular function (GO): protein binding
Source: RefSeq, a predicted model, not a curated record